AUGGCUGCCGGAACCCCGACAAAAGAGGGGCACAAAAGGUCGGCCCAUUCCACAGGCAAGACUGUUGCUCACUUCCAUUCUCCCCGCCAGCAGUCCACGAUGGCCACUCUUCUCCCAGCCACGAGAGUCCCGCCGCUGGACACCAUCGAUCAAUAUGCAGUGGAGAAGCCUCUGGGGAGCUCUGCGGCGAUCAGUUCGCCACUCGAGCUUGUUUGCGGCGCGGACCUCCGGGACGUCGCGAGCAGCUUGAUCCAAGGCUAUGCUCGUUUUGUUUCCCGCUUCACGGGACUGGAGGAUGUUGCUUUCUUCGUUUCCCGUUCCUCGAGCUUCACGAUCGGGUCGCAGCCAACGCGCGCGGUGGCUUCGGCUUCCGUCGUUGCGGAGAACGGGCAGCCAAGUUGCGUGGUUCGUGAACUCGGUGAGCAGCACGGAGACAGAGACGAAAUACAGUUUUAUCUGGACCUGGGAUUGUCUGCCGAGCCUGAAAAUGGCGAGCGACAUGCCUCUGGUGCUCAACAAACUGCCAAGACCUUCACAACGUUUAUUAGGCCGGCUACCACGAACGGCGCCCUGGAAAUCAGAUUCGCCUAUCCCGGACACCUAAUCCCCUUGCCCGCGGUGGAACAGCUGCUCAGAACCCUUGCGACGCAUCUGGCGGACUCUGCUCCCUCGCUCCCCCUCAAGGCCCCUCCUCCCGACCUCUCGAUCGUCAACUUCCCCCCACUUAUGAUACCCCCGUCGCGAGAGACCGAGCAUAACGAAACUGCCGACUCCGAUGACCCUCAACAAUUCCUUCUUCAUGCUUCUUUCGAGGGCUGGGCCCAUCGAAAACCUAAUGCUAUUGCGCUUGAUUUUGUUCAUUCCUUGCCCUCUGUAACAGCUGCGGCGGAGCACAGCGUUCUUACUUACGCCGCGCUUAAUCAAGCAGCCACCAAUUUGGCUGUGCAUGUUAGAACUCUUUUGUCCGAUUCAGGCCAUGCGGAUUACGGUCGCAUCAUCCCUGUUUACAUGACAACAUCGCCAGAACUCUAUAUCUCAUACCUUGCUAUUCUCAAGGCGGGUUUCGCCUUCUCUCCCAUUCCCCAGGAUGCGCCGGUGCAAAGAGUACGGGAAAUCCUGCAAGAUAUUGCCUGUCCCAUAAUACUGGGCAAUACUCCGGAGCCCUCUUCCGGGCCGUGGCGCACAGAUGGUAGUGACAGUGAUGGGACCCGACAUCAUUGGGUUGAUGUGGCGGAGGUCUCCAAAUGGAGGGAGCUGAGGGACGGCCAUCUCGAACCCUCUCCCGCGGACGAACAAUUGGAACAGUUACACAUUAAGCAUGACCAAACAGCCUAUCUGCUGUUCACAAGCGGCUCGACUGGAAAACCGAAAGGUGUCCAAGUCAGUCAUCUGGCGGUCGCCUGCUCCAUCGCGUCCCACGCUACAGCCAUUCCACUCCCAGGGGACUCUGUAGGCGACUUCCGCUGGUUCCAAUUCGCGUCUCCGACCUUCGAUCCGUCACUCAUGGAAAUAUUCGUGACCUUGAGCAGCGGUGCUACGCUCUGUUCGGCUCUGCGCCACCUGACCUUGACAGACCUCGAAGCGACCGUGAACGAAGCUAGAGCGACUGUCAUGAUGGCUACACCCAGCUUGGCCGCACUUCUCCGCCCAUCUCGGUUGACUACUUUGCAGUCUCUCUGGACCAUGGGUGAAAAGCUGAACAGGACCGUCAUCGAAAGCUUCUCUACAAAAUCUCCCGAUCAAACGCUUUCAAUUCCGGAGCCAUCACGGAUGCUGGUCAAUGCCUACGGGCCCACCGAGGGAGCUAUCAACUGCACCUUCCUCGCGCCAUUCGGAUAUAACGUCCGUGGCUCAAUCAUCGGCGAAGCCCUGCCGACCUGUGCAAUGUUUGUUCUUGACCCAAACAGCCACACCCCCAAACCGUUCCCAGCUGGCCUUGCUGGCGAGCUAGCAAUAGGAGGCCCUCAAGUCAGCAAAGGAUACUUAAAUCGUCCCAAAGAAACCGCAAAGUCCUUUGUUCACAGUGACGAGUUUGGUUAUCUAUAUCGGACGGGAGAUAUGGCGCGCAUUGUCUGGGAUGAGUCCGGAUCUCAGGUAAUCGAAUUCCUCGGCCGUAUUACCUCCGACCAGGUCAAGAUCAGUGGCCGUCGCCUUGAAUUAGGCGAGAUUGAAUCCGCCCUUGCGACAGUGCAAGGGGUCACAGAGGUUGUGGCUAUUGUCUCAAAACGCGACGUUAAUGUGCAGGGAAGCGAGCAGAUUGUCGCGUGCUUGGUGGCAAGUGAUAGUAGCGAGGAGGGAAAGCAGCGACUCGUUCAAGAAGCACAACGGAGCACGCAACAACACCUCUCUUCUUAUAUGUGCCCAUCGUCUUACAUAUUCUUCGAGGCACUUCCUAGGUCUAGCUCCGGCAAGGUCGAUCGCAAGGCCAUAACAGCGACACUGGAAAGAGAUGACGGCAAUUUGAAGUUUUACUCUGCUUCUAAAUCAAAGCCCAGUCAGACAAACGGAGUCCAUGAUGAUGAGUGGGAGACGCCAGACGACGAGAAUCUCCAAUCUUUUCAGCACCUCGUGAUUGGUAUUAUCGCAGAAUCAACGGAUGAGGACGUAUCUGCCAUCAAACCCGGGACUGACUUGUUUUCGCUCGGCGUUGAUAGCCUCGGUGCGAUGCGGCUGCUGCAAAGGCUAAGAGACCAUUCUCUCGAGGGACUAUCUGUUGGGGAUGUUUUGCAGGCCGGAACACCGAAAGGGCUGGUCGCGGCCGUCUCUCAGCAUCGCCAAGUUAACGGGACUCAAGCCAACGGUUCUGAUGAAGCCUUGCAAUACAACCUCAUAGCAUUCAGUGAUCGAAACCGCUUAGUUUGCGCAGAGAGACUGAGCGUCAGCCCUGAACAGAUCCAACGCGUGCUUCCGACCACCGCUACACAAUCCGGCAUGUUGACAAGCUUCCUACGUAGUACGUCUGACAAGUCUUUUGCAAAUCGCUCGUAUAUUUAUCACUCUGUUCUUCCACUCGAACCACAUGUCAACAUUAAUCAAAUGAAAAGGGCCUGGGAAACCGUUAUCGCAAGCUACGACUCGUUCCGGACAGUCUUUUGCUGGCUUGAUGAUGACAUGGCACCGUUUGCGCAAUGCAUACUGGCCGAUGCAGUCUCCGCGGAGUGGGGGGUCUACCCUACGACAGAGGAAGCAUCCGAAGAAACUUUGCGUAUAGCUCUUCGACGCGCAGAAGAGUCAAUAGAGCUCACUAAUCCGCCUUGGAAGUUGUCCCUGAUUACAUCCUCUCAAUCAUCUCGGAUCGUUCUGAGCAUGUUUCAUGGAAUCUUUGAUGGGGGCUCUCUGCAGCUCUUGCUGGAAGAUGUGGCUUCGGUGUAUUUGGGGAAGCUCCUGGCAUCACGAAUCCCACUGGAGCACAUCGUGAAACAUCACUUUCAGGCCGACCAUUCGGGAACCGCUCGUUUUUGGGAGAAGCAUUUGGAAGGUUAUUCGCCAGUCGUGUUCCCUUCUGUCACCUCUUACCGCUCGCGCCCGACGAAGCAGACCGGCUGUGUCGAGAUCACUGCUCGCACGAGCUACGACAGCCUGAAGAGACGAUCCAGGAGUAUGGGGUCGACACCGCUUUCUAUUCUUCAAGCUGCUUGGGGAUCGGUUCUGCUGGCUUACACUGGGACACUGGAUCAGGACGUAGUCAUGGGCAGUGUCGUGUCUGGACGACUUGAUCGUGACUCGGAAGCCUGUGUUGGUCCGACAUUUACAACUGUCCCAAUUAGGCUUUCCCUGAGUCAAAUCGAAAAGGACCAUGGAGAACUGUGGACUAACCGAUCCGUUGCGCGCCACCUGACAACCUUCAACGCGCAAACGUUGUCUCAUUUGCAACCUCGUUUGGGGUCACUGGUAACGGCAGAGGGCCGCCUUCCAUACGACACCCUCAUCGCCUACCAGGACUUCAACGCAGGGUCCAGCGACAGUGGUCUAUGGAGCUCAAUCGACCACCCGGCCAUGGCAAAUGACUUCGCGGUCAUGAUUGAAGUAUGGCCUGGCGUCGACUCGUCCUUGACCUUCCGUGCCAGCUUUAAUGACGCUCAACUUGACCAUACCUCAGCGGAGAUGAUGCUCCGGCAGAUGUCUGAUAUUGUCUCGUUUAUACUAAACCAACCUGAUGGGAACUUCUUGAAUGCUUCAUCAUGCACAGCACCGGAUUUGAGGUCAAGCUUUAACCCAGAUCCGUCUUUCGGCUCAAAUGAAGCUUUGCUGCAUUCCCAGUUCGAAGAACAUGCCGCUUCCCAUCCUGAUGACCCUGCAUUGAUAUUCAAGCAUGACUUGGACGAUGAUAGCAACCCGCACAAUAUAAUAUGGUCGUACUCAGAGCUCAACGCUCUUGCCAACUAUCUCGCGGAUUCUCUGCUUCAAACAGGUGCUCAGCUGACAAACUCGCCGAUUCCAAUUUGCAUCGAGAAAAGCCCCGCCAUGUAUGUUGCCAUCCUUGGUAUUCUGAAGGCUGGCGGUGCGUGGUGUCCGAUCGAUACUCUUUCCCCUCCGCAACGCCGCCAUGACCUUAUUGCACGCACUGCAUCGAAGAUACUUCUCGUCUCUGGCGCAGAUGGCCCGCUACCGGAAGGCUCAAUUCCCACCGGUGUUGACGUGAUUGACGUCAGCAAGUUUACCACCCGUGAGGUCACAGCAAACGGAGUGGCACAGAGAUCCCAACACAGAGCUACGCCUGAUGGUAUGGCCUAUCUCAUCUGGACCAGCGGUACGACAGGCGCGCCGAAGGGUGUUCCAAUCAAACACUCCUCUGCCGUAUCAAGUAUGAAAUCCCUUCAGAAAGAUAUCCCGACUGAUGUCGCAGGUGGUGUCCGCUGCUUGCAAUUCUCGCAGUAUACAUUCGAUGUUUCAAUCCAAGACAUCUUCUACACCUGGGGCGUAGGCGGCGUGCUUAUCUCUGCCUCGAGGGAAAUCAUGCUCGGUUCAUUCUCGAGGCUAGCAAAUAUCACCAAGGCGACCCACGCUCAUCUGACCCCCGCCUUUGCAGCCGGCGUCUCACGGAAGUCGUGUGAGACGCUUCAAGUAAUCACCAUGAUCGGCGAAAAGCUGACGCAGCCGGUCGCUGACGACUGGGGCACCAAUAUGAGAGCUUUCAACACGUACGGUCCUGCCGAGGUGACCGUAGUCUCGACAAUACGAGAGUUCGGAAACGAGCACAAGAACAUCAAAAGCGCAAACAUUGGGUGGCCGAUGGAUACUGUGUCUGUGUUCGUGACUAAGGAUCAGCGUCUGGUCAUGAAGAAUGCCAUUGGCGAGCUAGCGCUGGGUGGGCCUCAGCUUUCUCCUGGCUAUCUCAACCAGGAGGAUGUCAACAAGAUCAAAUACGUCUGGAAUGAGGAGGCUGGACAGGUGGUUUACUAUACCGGCGACUUGGUCCGUAUGCUUGCGGAUGGUUCCCUUGAGUACAUCAAUCGUGCAGAUGAUCUGGUCAAGCUCGGUGGCAUCAGAGUGGAGCUGAGCGAGAUUAGCUUCUCUCUUGCACAGUGUCAUCCCCUGGCUGAGAGUAUUGAGACGAUGAUCCUCAACCGACCAGAUCGGCCCAAUAAAGUCGUGGUUGCGUUUAUCUCUGCAUCGAAGGCUGCAAAUACGGACGACGAGCAGAUCCUGGUGCUUGGUGCUACGGCACUUGAGAUUGCCCGUGCGGCCAGCAAUAAGGCCCAAAGCGUCCUGCCUGACCACAUGAUACCGUCCGUUUAUUUGGUGGUGUCACGCAUCCCAAGAACGUCGUCGGCGAAAACAGACCGCAGAGCACUGCAGGCUGCCUAUGCCUGUGUGGACAUCGAUAGCUGGGAAAGGGAGCUGAACCCAGAGGCAGAUGGUUUUGUUGAUCCCGAGGAUCAGGCUAAUGCGUCCAUGGCCAACCAGAUAAUGGAUAUGAUCGCUUCCCUGGCUAAAAUCUCAAAAUCAAUCGUGACGAAAUCCAGCCGAAUGGGAAGUCUAGGCAUUGAUUCUAUUCGCGCGAUCCGGUUAGCUUCUAGGCUGAAAGAGGCUGGCCAUCAGCUGUCAGUUGUGGAGGUUUUGAAUUGUGUGACUAUCCAGGACCUUGUCAGGUUGGUUUCAGCUUCUGGUGCCACUGAGAAAUCCACGUUUGAGACCUUCGACGUGGGCACAUUUAACGAGACCUGGCACCCUGCCGCAGCGACUAGAGUCCUGGAGGAGUUUGUCACCGUCCGGGCGACCACGAUCCAGGAAAGUCUGCUUAGUGAGACCAUGGGCACAUACAACAUGUAUUGGAGCAAUCAUUUCUUUGCACUUGAUACUUCAGUGGAUGUGACGCGGCUGAAGCAAGCUUGGCUUGCAACUAGCCAGAAAGUCGAGGCCUUGAGAACAGGGUUUAUUCCUGUUGCUGAAGUCGACAAUAAGAACGUCCAAUCUCGCGACUUCUCGAUCUUGCAGAUCAUAUAUACACUUCCCGAUUUGGACUGGGAAUAUGUCAAUUGUUCUGCGCAGGAAUUGGUAGAGCUCCGCGAUAACCGAAUCGAGGAUAUCAUGACAAGACACCAAAAGAACUACUUCAGACACUCGCCCUGGGCAGUUACUGUGUUUGAUACCGGUGAUGCAAGACUUAUGGUUCUGACCAUCCACCACUCUAUCCACGACGGGCCUUCACUAGGACUGAUCAUGAACGAUGUGCGAUCCGCGUACGCGUACAAACCGCCCCGCAGACAUCAACUCACCGAUGCACUUUCGAUUAUACUUCCUGGAGAGAAGCGCAGUGUGGCUACUAGAAACUUCUGGGAAGCCGAGUUGAAGAGAUUCUCCGAACUGGACGCUCCUGUGUGGCCCGAUCUCACCGGGAAGCGACUGCAACCGGGCGAAGCACCUAGGCACGAGUUCAUUGCGGAGGAGUUAUUAGUGACCCAUCCAACCGCCAAGCUGCAGUCUUUCGCUGCGCAGCUUGGAGUUUCAUCCAUUGCCUCUGUCGUUCGGGCAGCCUGGGCCUAUGUUUCCCUCGGCUAUCUUGGCAUUCCGGCGACAGUCUUCGCCGAGACCCUGUCUGACCGAGUCCUGCACGCGGAUCUGGAAGACUGCAUCGGGCCACUGAUUUCCGUAGUCCCGAUCCCGUUCCAUCCAACAGGAAGCACCCGCGAGUUGCUCGCAGAACAGCAUCGGCUUUCUGUUCAGGCCUGGCAGCAUCGUCAUAUCCAUGCCCGUGAGGUCCGGAAGAUGCUUAAACGGCCGAGGGGAGAGGCGCUUUAUCCGGCCGUGUUUAACUUUCAUGUUGCGAGAGAGUCAGAUUCUAUCGUUCAACCUGGUGUCUGGCGCGAACUGGAAGAUGAAGUCGGUCUUCAUGUUGAGCACCCAAUGGCGCUGAAUGUGUUCCAAGGUGCGGAUGGCUCCAUUGUCCUGGAAGCGUCUGCGGACAGCAGUAUGAUGUGUCGGGAACAGCUGUCUAUUUUUGUCCGUCAGAUUGAUGGGCUUAUCAGCUCGAUGCUCGAAUCUCCUGAUGAACCUCUGGCUAGCCUCGUCACCCGUCUUCCAGCAACGUUACGCUCGGUCUCGUAUCAGCCGGUCAGCGAAGAGGUGGCCAACUCAGUUCACCUGAGUCCAACAUACUGGUUGGAGGUUUACGCUGCGAAGCGCCCGGAACUGACAGCCGUUGAAGUUGCGAGUAGUAUUUCGUCGAGUGGAGUCGAAAAGGAGACCAUGACGUACGGAACGUUGAACGCUGCUGCAAACCGUGUUGCGGCAUUUAUUGCUUCCCACGGUCACAAGAACACGAUGAUUGCCGUUUGCUCCGGGCGGAACCUACCAUCCUACCCGAUAAUUAUCGGUAUCUUCAAAUCAGGAAAUACCUAUCUGCCCAUCGAAGAGGGUCUUCCGAUGGAUCGCAAGACGUUCUUGGUUGAGGAUGCUGAAUGUCCUAUUGUGUUCACGGAAACAUCACUCUCGGCCGCAUUUGCGAAUGUUCCGAAGAGUUGUCGCGUGUUGUGCAUUGAUGAUCCGGAGCUUGCGAACUCGUUUGCCACAAUGCCGUCCGACGACAGAGAUUACCAAUCUGAUCCCGAUGACCUGGCUUACCUCUUAUUCACCUCGGGAUCGACCGGUAAGCCCAAGGGUGUGAUGGUGACUCGCGGCAAUCUCUCAUCCUUUAUCGAGUCCUUUUCCGAAUUCACAUGCCGGCAGGCUCCUGUAACGUUAGAGCUAGCCGGUACGGGGAAGUAUCUCGCACAAGCGAGCCGAGCUUUCGACCCCCAUCUCCUGGAGAUGUUCUUCCCAUGGCGCCAUGGAAUGGCGACAGCCACGGCUCCGAGAACGAUGAUCCUGGACGAUCUCGGCCUGACGCUCUCCAAAUGGGAUAUCACACACGCAAGUCUCGUGCCGUCUUUAGUCGACCAGACAAGCAUUGUGCCCGAACAAUGUCCCACGCUGAAAUACAUGACCGUUGGCGGAGAAAAGAUCUCGCAGAAGGUGUUGGACACGUGGGCUACCGCGCCGCAGAUGGCUCUGGUCAACGCCUAUGGUCCAACAGAGGUGACAAUCGGCUGUACCUUCGCCCGUGUUGGCAAGGACACCAACCUGCGUAACAUUGGACCGCCGCUCGCGGCCUGUGUCGGCCAUGUCCUUGUUCCUGGGACAUUUGACUACGCGUUGCGGGGCCAAACCGGCGAACUGUGCUUCAGUGGGGACCUGGUCGCGAAAGGAUACCUCAACCGACCAGAUGCGACUGGGUUCGUCACCGGUCCCGGUGGCGAGAGGAUGUAUCGCACUGGCGAUAUCGGACGACUGAUGCCCGACGACUCGGUCGAGUAUCUGGGGCGUGGCGAUGACCAGACCAAGAUCCGUGGCCAGAGACUUGAACUUGGGGAAGUGUCGGAGGUGGUUCGUUCGUCGUCGCCGGUCAGAAUCGAUGUCGUUACUACCGUUGCCAAACACCCUGGUUUGUCGAGGAUGCAGCUGAUCUGCUUCAUCGCGCGGUCAGAUACUAGGCAGCGGGAGAAGGGCGGAGAUGUUGUCUUCCUUCAAUCGGAUUUUGGGACCCUGGGAAAGGAGCUUCAGGAUGUCUGCAAGAAGCAGCUGCCUAGUUACAUGGUUCCUGAGCUUAUUCUGCCGAUCACAUAUAUUCCGCUCGCGCCGAUGUCGGGAAAGGCGAAUGUCAAGGAGCUGCAGGGUCUGUUUUCGAACCUUCCUCUUCCUACUGUUCUUCAGGGGAAUAGGCUGGCGAAUAAAGAUGGGACUGUCGUUACUCGGUCUUUGACUGCGGAUGAGGAGGCUGUGGUGAAGGAGAUCUGCGCUAUCAUCUCGGUGGAUUCUGCUACUGUUGGACCCCUGACCAAUAUCUUUGAAAUCGGGCUGGAUAGUCUGAGCGCUAUAGGGCUGUCGAUAAAGCUCCGCAAUAUCGGCUACGAAGCUACGGUGGCUAUUGUUAUGGGCAACCCGGUGGUCGAACAGCUUGCACGUUUGCCUAGGAGUUCCUCUUCGUUGGAGACGGAUGUUUCGAAGACGCGCGAGGCUUUUCAAAGGAUUGAAAUGCUUUACAGGCUCAACCCAUCACCGGGAGUUGACGUGUCGGAGGUCACUGUAGUGCGACCCUGUUUGCCACUUCAGGAAGGUCUCGUUGCCCGCUCAAUAAAUGGUGAGGGAAAGCAGCUUUAUGUCAACCAUGUUAUCCUCCGUCUGGAGUCCCGUAUGGAUGUCGAUAAGCUGAAGUCUGCCUGGCAGGCCGUGGUUCGUGACACCGAGAUUUUGAGAACAUCGUUUGCACCCUUGGACAAACAGGUGGUACAAGUGGUCUUUUCGGCCGACUCCCACCGAGCUCAGUGGAAGGAGGAGGAGUACGCCAGUUUGGAUGACUCGAUCGAGCAGAACAAAGCGCAACGGGGUCUUGUCUCUCAGGACAUCAUCUCGAAUAUCUCCAAGGACCCUCCCGUGCGCUUCCUGCUAGCCAGAAAUUCAGAAACCAAGGAGUCGCUGGCUCUUUUUAUCAACAUCCACCACGCGCUCUAUGACGGCGAGUCUUUCUCCAUGCUAAUGGAAGAUGUUGCUGCACACUAUGCGGCUCAGCCGACUCCGCAGAGAGGCUCACCAUCGGCUUUCAUUGAACAUGCCCUUACCCAGGGUCUGGAAAAGGCUAAGCGCCAUUGGUCUCGGUUUCUGGAAGGAUGCUAUCCCACGCUCUUCCGAGCGGACACUAAUAUCAUGGAGCUCCCGACCUCCAUUCACAGGAAGUUCAGUAGCAAGCUGUCGGAACUGGAGCACCGCUCUGCGAGCCUGCAGACCACGGUCCCAUCGUUAGUACAGGCAAUCUUUGCUCUUCUACUCGCUGAUACUGUCGGCGUGGCGGACGUGACAUAUGGCCUGGUACUUUCCGGUAGGGCCGUGUCUGUGCCAGGGGCAUCCUCGGUUCUCCUUCCAUGCAUCACUACCAUUCCCGGUCGCCUGAAUACCGCCAACCUAGGUACUGUAGCUGAAGUGGUAGAGGACGUACAGAAGUCCACUGUCCGGUCGCUGGAUUUCCAGCACACGUCUCUACGACACAUACAAAGAUGGGUCAGAGCAGACACGCCUCUUUUUGACUGUCUAUUCUCCUACAUUCGGACUGCUUCGCCCCCGCAACACGGUCUCUGGCAGGAAUUGGACAGCCACAUGCCCGCUGAGUAUCCGCUAGCCGUGGAGGUCGAAGCAAACCACUCCGCAGACACCAUUCAGCUCAACUGCGUCUUCUCGUCUGCAUUCGGAUCGGUUUACAACGCAGACGAAUUCCUGGAAAAAAUGGACGCUGUGCUCUCGAGCGUUGUGUCGGGCGAGAGUCUUUCGUUGGAUAAUUUCAACAUCUCUGGCUCAUCGGCACCCGGCUCGCGCCCUGCAGCCGUGCAAUGGGACGAUACCGCUUGGUCCACCACGGAAACAGCAAUCCAGGAAAUUACGAUUGCAUUUUGUGGGUUAACUUCGGUGGAGGUUACCAAGGGCGCGUCGUUUCUCAGCUUGGGCGUCGACUCGGUGACGGCAAUUCAGUUUGCGCGCAAGCUGCGCGAGGCAGGGCUCGGGGUUUCCUCGGCGGAUGUUAUGCGAUUUUCGUGCGUGGGUGCGCUGGCGAAGCAUGUUGAGGAAGAUUCGACUCGGGGUUUGGAUAAUGAGGUUAAUGGGGAUGGGGAUGUUACGGCAAUUCCUGUCGAGCAGUAUGGGAAGCAUGUUCGCCUUCUUGGUGAGACUGACUCGGUUACCGCAAUGUUUGAAACCACCCCGUUGCAGUCUGGGAUGAUAACGCAGACCCUUGGGUCAGGACAAGUUUAUGUUCACCCUCAUCCCGUCCGGCUGAGGGACUCAGUAGAUUCUACUCGACUCAAAGCGGCUCUUCGCAAGGUCAUUGAGACGAAUGAUAUUCUACGCACGUCUUUCCACCUCAUUGAGGAACUUGGACCAUCGUGGAUUGGGGCCGUGCAUUCAAGUCCGCCUUUCGAGUGGAAGGAGGUCAAUCUGUCGUCGGGCGUUGAUGUUCUCUCUGAAGUGAACGCUCUGUACUCGUUCAGUGAAGAGUCUUCGUUCGAAACUCCUCCCAUUCGGUCUAUUCUAGUCACCCAACCAGAAGCCCGUCUUCUUGUCAUUGUCUUGCAUCAUGCACUGUAUGACGGCGCUUCCAUACCCUUUCUGUUUGAGGACCUUGCGGUCAUCUACGACGGUGGCUCUCCGGAACGCCCACAGUUCUCGGACACCGUCAAACAUGUUGUGAGCGGGCAAAACGAAGCAUGCGAUUUCUGGACUCGAAACCUGCUCGGAUACGAAGUCUCGGAGGUUCCUGAACUUCCUGUCUCUGAGUCAUCUGACCGCAUGUUUCUUUCUGAGCGCCGAGUGGACCUUGAUUUGUCGAGUGUUAUCGAGGCAUGCAAGGCAAUGGAGGUCACCGUGCAAAGCGUGGCGCUUCUGGCUUAUUCGAAGGUGAUAGCUGGUGUGAUGGGGAAGCGUGAUGUUGUCUUCGGACAAGUCCUCGCCGGUCGCUCUCUGCCUGUUGCUGGUGCGGAAAGGACUCUGGGGCCUUUGUUCAACACCGUUGCUCAGAGAGUGACUUUCGAGCCCAAGUUCCUGAGCAACAGGGCUAUGGCCCAGCGUCUGCAACAGCUCACGAUUGACUCACAGACCUACCAACACGCGCCCUUGAGGAUUGUGCAGAACGCUCUUAGACAGGCCAACAUGACUACUUCUGUCUUCUUUGAUACUCUUUUCGUUUUCCAGAAGAGCGCGGACUUUGCUGGCAGCAUCAUUGAAGAGCAGCAAAUCUGGAUGCCCUACGAGACAGACGAAUACGCGGCGGAGGCCGAAUACAAGCUCAACAUUGAGGUCGAUCAUGCCCGCGAUGGAAUUGUUGCCCGUGCCAAUUGCAACGGACGGUAUAUCUCGCAGGAGAAGCUGAACUGUCUCCUGGACGAGUUUGUCUCGGCUUUCCGCGAUGUCAUUGAACAUCCCGCCAGAUGCGUCACGAUUGUGCCUGACGGACUGGGUGAGCUGCCGGUCAAAUUACCCCGGGAACAGUCUCCUGCCUCCGAGGCCGAUUCCGAAGCACCUUCUCACGAAUCUAUUGUUCUGUCUGUACUUGCCGAAAUUGCCGGUGUGUCUGUGGACAACAUCACACCCACUACCAGCAUCUUCAACAUUGGACUGGAUUCGCUGUCGGCAAUCCGCAUCGCUGCGAUCUGUCGAUCAAAAGGCCUGAAGACCAGCGUGGCCGAUAUCCUCCAGGGAAAUACUGUGCGUGGCAUUAGCCAGCGCAUUCAGCCAAUGCCGGAGCAAACUGUCGAGCCCCAGGGCGCACUCAUCAAGAACUACGACGAGGUGGAGAAGACCGCACUCCAACGACUCAACCUGAGCAAGGACUCCGUCGAAGCAAUUCUCCCCUGUCUCGGCGGCCAACUCUACCAUCUCAUCGGCUGGCUGAAAUCCGGCCGGAAGCUCUUCGAGCCCGCCUGGCCAUACUUUUCCUCGGAGCGCAUCGACAGCACCAGACUGGAGGAAGCGUGGUAUCAGCUCCGCCAGCGCCACCCCAUCCUGCGCACCUGCUUCGCGGCCAUCUCACCAUCCGAGGCCGUCCAGGUCGUCCUUAAACACGCGACGCGCGACCCCAGCAUCUUCAAAGUCAUCAAGUCCUCCGCGUCCAUUACCAAAGCCGCCCAAGCCCAAGCCAGAGAAGAAGCACUUCACCCUUCCACCCUAUUUACACCCCCCGUCCGCCUGCGCCUUCUGAAAGCCACCGACCGCGACGGAAUCCUCAUCCUCAUCAACCACGCCGCCUACGACGCCUGGACCAUGCCCAUGUUCGCCACCGAACUCGCCCAGCUCUACCGCGGCCAAACCCCCAGCACGAACCCGGACUUCCCCUCCUUCGUCGACUUCUCUCUCCGCUCGCUCCGUCCUCUCGACGAGGAGCAAUACUGGUCUUCUGCCCUCCAACCCGCCUCUCCCACACUCAUCCGCAAAUCCCCCACUCCAUCCUCCUCAAAGUCACUCUCCAGCGCCUGGAAGAAAGUCAAGUCUCUCCUCCGCCAUCGCCCCCGUCGAGAAGACCCCAAUAAGCAACUCUUCGUCAGCGCCUGGGAGCAGGUCAAGAACCUCGCUGAGCUAGAGCGCAAGUGCCGCUCUGCGGGACUGAGUCUUCAAACCAUCGUUCUCCUCGCCGUCGCCCGCUGCAUCGCCCGCCUGACGGGGGUCUCGAGCCCAACCAUCGGGCUGUACCAGACCGGUCGCUCGGCCUCUUUCAACGAUAUCGAGAAUCUCUCUGGGCCGUGUCUGAACGUGAACCCGUUUACUAUUCCCGAUAUCUUUCCUACGAGCAGCAGCGGGAGUGGUAAUGAUAACCUGCUCACUCAAGCCCUUACCAUCCAAUCCGCCCUCGCUGCCCGCGUUCCCUACGAGCAGAGCUCCCUCCGCGACGUCCUCGUCUGGGCCCAAUCCAGCCGUACCAAAGCUCCGCUGUUCAACACAUGGAUCAACCUCCUCUGGAUGCAAAACGGCAUUCCCUCAGCUACCGACCCCUCCCCGUCAUCAACCACCGAAACCAACAACAACAAUAACAAAAAUAAAGAGAACGAAAAUCUCUUCCACCCACUCCGCAUCGGCGUCCCAACGGACUUCCUUCCCACAAAGCCGUUACGGGAUACUCGUACCGCGGUGUCAGACCUGGAUACAUCGUUCCUGAGCAGCGAGAACGUGUUCAUCGAUGUCGGGCCGGACGCGAGCACCGAUAGUAUUGGGUUUGGGGUGAGGGUCGAGGGCGGGGUGUUGGGGGAGAGAGAGGUUAGGGCGUUGGUGGGGGAGAUGGGGAGGGAGGUGGAGCGGUUGGUUCAUGAUUUGGAUAGGUGUUUGUGAAGAGAAGAAGAUCGGAUUGGAAGGAGACAGAGAGAAGGGGUUAUAUGAAGUUGGUUGGAAGUGAGGAUAUGAGUGUGUGGAUGUCGGGAUGAUAUAUAUAGAUUGCAGUUUAGAUUGAUGGGUGGGUGUGUUUCAUGUCUAGUACUUAUAGAGUGUUGUUUUUCUUUCUUUGGUUUGUUAUUUGUUGUAUACAGCGCGUUUAAACUGCCUUGCUUUUUCAACUACACUCACUUACUACCCACUCCCUGUAGUAUGCGACCGACAAAUCCAG
Aspergillus heteromorphus CBS 117.55 is the source of this 14611-nucleotide messenger RNA. It is a transcript of the gene sidC, whose product is annotated as nonribosomal siderophore peptide synthase SidC. Gene Ontology annotation, cellular component: cytoplasm. The record is from RefSeq and is a predicted model, not a curated record. Gene Ontology annotation, molecular function: catalytic activity; phosphopantetheine binding. The coding region runs from base 1 to 14340 and encodes 4779 amino acids. Lineage: Eukaryota; Fungi; Ascomycota; Eurotiomycetes; Eurotiales; Aspergillaceae. Gene Ontology annotation, biological process: amino acid activation for nonribosomal peptide biosynthetic process; secondary metabolite biosynthetic process. The transcript has 2 exons.